CCUCGUGAUGAUCCGGGCGGGAGAGGCGGAGCCCUCAAAGGAUGGGAGGCUGGGCGGCGGCGGCUGGACCCGGGUCAGCUGCCCCUGCUGCCACGCCCAGCGCGUCCAGCCGCUGGUCCUGUCGGGCCCGAGACCAAGAGGCGCGGCCCUGCUGGCCCACCCGGGGGAGGACGCGGGCGGGGACCUCCUGGUGCUGUCGGCCCCCCGCUGCACGCUGCUGCGGGCCUGCGAGGAGCUGGGGCUCUGCAGGGCCCACCGGGACGGGGGCAUGGAGGCCUUCUCCCACAGCCACCGGGACGGCUUCAGGGACGCGGGUGAGCAGGACCCUUCCUCUGGAGGACACUUACCUCAGGGAUCAAUCCCUCAGGCCCCAGGCCAAAUACCCAAACCACGCUUUGUUUUUAUGUUC
Messenger RNA from Menidia menidia (Atlantic silverside), 409 nucleotides. The record is from the annotation of a GenBank genome assembly. Lineage: Eukaryota; Metazoa; Chordata; Actinopteri; Atheriniformes; Atherinopsidae.